AUGUUUGGCCAGACGGCUUGGCAAAGCUGGAGGAAGCCGAAGCCCUCUUCAAGUUCGAAGCGCUCUGCCCUCAAGGCUGAAGCAGCAAGCUUCUUCCAGGAGUUCAGCCGAGACGUGCGGCAACUGCCUCAAGGGGGCUCUGAAGACCUUACUUUGGAGAAGGCUAAUGAGGCUGUUUUGACCGUCAAGAAGCGGUUUUGGGCCCUGAAGAAGGGUCUCUGGGGGCAGCUUGGAUGGAACGAGGUUUACCAAGAAUGCUGCAAGAUCGAUCAACACGGGAAAUUUGGCAGGGAUCUGAUGAGAAAGGCAUUCGCUCUUGUCGUCGGUUCCAAGUUUACUGUUGAGGCCAUAGACCGUUUGGUCUGCAUUGCGAUCCCGGACGAGGCGGGCACAGCCUUCGAUCUGGCACAAGAAUGGAAAGCAGCCGAGAAGACUGAGGAGUCCUCGAGGUGGCGGCAAAGCCAAGGUUGGUGGCAAGAUGGAUCCUGGAGUCAAGAGGGCAAGACUGGAGCAACUGGAGUGACUGGGGUGAGUGGGAUGCAUCUUACUCGCCAAGCAUCAAUAGGUGGUGCGGCCAGGCCGUAG
Messenger RNA from Symbiodinium pilosum, 585 nucleotides. The record is from the annotation of a GenBank genome assembly. NCBI's taxonomy places the organism in Eukaryota, Dinophyceae, Suessiales, Symbiodiniaceae.